UUGGUUGAAAGUUGGCUUCCGUCACCCCAGAAUGAACCACAGUUCUUACAGAUAUAUUUUGUUGGUGAGGACGAUAGAGAAGUUCAAUUGAGAUACAAUAACUUUCUUUAUGUAAGACCUGGCUUGGUAAGGCAAUUACAACGAAUACUACAUACUCAUAAUGUAUACGUAAGAGAGUUCAAGCUAGCCCUGGACAAAUGCGAUCUUAAGACCAAACAGCCGCUUAAAAAAUGGUACCUGCUGCAAGUUUUUAUUCUCACGGUAUAA
Molecule: messenger RNA, 267 nt
Organism: Parnassius mnemosyne (clouded apollo)
Lineage: Eukaryota; Metazoa; Arthropoda; Insecta; Lepidoptera; Papilionidae
Source: the annotation of a GenBank genome assembly